Molecule: messenger RNA, 2069 nt
Organism: Copidosoma floridanum
Lineage: Eukaryota; Metazoa; Arthropoda; Insecta; Hymenoptera; Encyrtidae
Product: putative cytochrome P450 6d4
Molecular function (GO): oxidoreductase activity, acting on paired donors, with incorporation or reduction of molecular oxygen, reduced flavin or flavoprotein as one donor, and incorporation of one atom of oxygen; iron ion binding; heme binding
Source: RefSeq, a predicted model, not a curated record
CAAGCAGCCAAUAAAUGAUGAUUCAGUUCGUUGAUGCAAAAUUUGUGUUAGUGAGUGCAGUUUUUGUAGCAAUAUACUUUUAUUUAAAGUUUUUUUUUUACAACUACUGGAAAAAAAAUAAAAUUCCUCAUGAAAGCCCAUCCGUACCUUUUGGCAACAUUCCCUUUACAUACUUUUUUGCAUCGAUACCCUUAGGUGUCCUCGUUAAAAAAUGUUACGAAAAAUUCUGCCACCAUCCAUUUUUUGGCAUGUAUGUUUUUCAUAGGCCAGUUAUAGUAAUAAAUGAUCCAGAACUUAUUCGAACAAUAUUAGUCAAAGAAUUUUCAAAAUUUCAAAAUCGCGGUUGGUUAACGGAUAAAAAAGUUGAUCCUAUGAUAGCGUUUUCAUUUCUUCAAUCUUAUGAAGAUUGGAAAAAUGUAAGGAAAAUAUUUUCACCAACUUUCUCUCCCAGUAAACUAAAGCAAAUUCAUCCUUUGAUGGCAGAAGUCAGUGACGCUAUGAUCAGAGUUUGUGACAAUGAGUUGAAAAAUUCAGAUGUCUUGGAAAUGAAGGAAAUUAUAUCAAGAUAUGCAUCGGACAUUAUAUCAUAUACAGUAUAUGGUUACAAUUAUAAUAGCUUAGAAAAUCCAAAUAAUGAUUUUCAUCGUUUAGGAAAAAGAGCUUUAAAAUUAGGCAGAAUAAAUAUGCUAAUGACUAUAUUUUGGCCGGAAAUUCCACAAUUGAUGUCCAUCUCACUUUUUCCUAAGGAAAUAAGCAAUUUCUUUGGAAGAAUUUUCACGGAAACAGUUAAUUAUCGUCGCAAUGAAAAGAUAGUGAGGAAAGAUUUUUUAAACCUUUUGAUGCAUUUAAUGGAUGAUAACAACGUCCAAGAUAACAAAACGUCGACUGAUGAUAAAAAAAAAGACGACGAUCAUCUAAGCCUGGAAGAUGCUGCCGCACAAGCUUUCUCAUUUUUUCUGGCAGGUUUAGAGACGACAACAUCGGUAGUAACUAUCUGCCUAUUGGAAUUGGCGUUGAAUCCUGAAAUACAGAAAAAGUUACAGCAAGAAAUUGACAACACGUUCGUUGCCAACCAUUUGGAUGGGUUGACGUAUGAUUGUGUCUCAGAAAUGAAGUACUUGGAUAUGGUAUUUAAUGAAACCUUAAGAAAGCAUCCACCGUUUGUUUUGUUGAAUCGCAUUUGUAAUGAGAAUUUCUUGAUUCCUGGCUCAAAUUUUACCAUUCCUAAGGGAAUGCGAGUAUUGAUUACAUCACCAGGAAUACAUAACAAUCCAGAAUACUAUCCAAAUCCAUGUGUAUUUGAUCCCACUCGGUUUACAAAGGAAAAUUCGGCUUCGAGACAUCCAUACGUUCAUUUAGGAUUUGGGGAAGGACCACGAAAUUGUUUAGGACAAAGAUUUGGCACGAUCCAAGCAAAACAAGCACUUGUAGCACUUUUACGGAACUAUACUUUUCGUAUUUCUGAUAAAACUGAGCUUCCAUUCAAAUGGAAUACUGAACGUUUUAUCCUGUGGCCCGCAAACGUAACACUAGCUGCUAAAGUUGCUCUAGAAAACAGUAACACUAAAGAUCUAACUGAGUCGCUGUUUUUGGCCAUGGCAUUCUGGAAUAUCUGCUUCAAGAUUGUAAAUUUCUCAAGUCACCGGGACAACGUGAUUGCAAUUGCAAGGGAAUUAAAAAUUUCGCACUGCCAAGCCAACAAUGACGAGGAAGCAAAGAUACUAGAAAAAUACGUAAAAAGAUCAAAGUGGCUCUUCGUUUUUCUCAUGUGUGCAACCAUCAGCAGCGCAGCAACUUUUUUCUACGCAUUUGUGUCAAAGGCAAUCAACAGCGAACAUUUACCACUCAAGACUUACCAAUUUUACGAUGAUUCAAAUUUACAAAGCGAUUGGACUUCAAUGGAACCACGUGAAAGGAGAUUUUUGUUUUUUUUGAUGACUUGCAAUAAAAAAGCUCAAAGUAUUUCCUGUCACGGAUUGUGCUCGCAAAAUCUGAACACAUUUUUAUGGGUAAUCAAAAUGUCUUACACUACUGUGAGUUUAUUGCAUCAAGUCAAUACAAGAACUUAG